AUGUCGGCCGCAGAUACAUCAGAUCCCACCACCAGCCAAAGCCAACCCCCUGCAUCCGGCCAGAUACAGACUUUCCUUCAAUCCAGCUUCUUUAAGGAGCGACGCGCGCCUACACUUCCUAGCCCAGCUGAGAUCAGAGCUCGCAACAUCGAGGUGGGUGGUCUUUGGGCCACGAAUUUUAAUCGCCCACCACCCGUCAUAUACUCGUCGCUAGGGCUUCUUGUCAAGUAUGGUGGUGAUGUCAAACACGUCGAGGCUCAGACUCAGAUGAUGGUGCGCGAGCGACUACAAGGCAAAGUCCCCGUCCCUGAGGUCUUUGGUUGGGCCGAGGAUGGACGCCAGGGGUUCAUCUACAUGGCCUUGAUAGAGGGCGCGACCUUGCAGGAGAGAUGGCGUGACCUAGACGAAAACGCGAGGUGUUCAGUUUGUGAUGAACUGAAAGAAAUGCUAGCGGCAAUACGGGCUUUGGAGCAAGAUAGUCAUGAUCCCUAUGUCGGCUGUGUGGGCAAGCAACCACUGAGGGAGAUUACCCUGGCCGAUUAUGAAACGUUGGCUGGUCCGUUCUUAGGCGCAGACGCCGUCCAGCAGUUCCAAGAUGCGUAUGGAAUCAUGAUGGCAAGCGGUGCAUCGCCCAUUGUGUUUACGCACGCUGACCUCGUCGCACCCAACAUCAUGUUGUCGCUGGGGCCGAACCCGAAAGUGGCGGCCAUUAUUGACUGGGCCCAGUCAGGGUGGCUUCCUUCGUACUGGGAGUAUUGCAAGUCGAAACGGUUGAAGUUGUACGAGACUGAAUACUUCAGCGAAGCUCUCGAGGAAGAGUGGCAGACAAAGUAUCUCCCAAAAAUCUUGGACCCGGUGGAUACCGAGACGUGCUACUAUCCCUGGCUCUAUUUUGUCUCGGGCAAGGGGCACUGA
Messenger RNA from Colletotrichum orchidophilum, 915 nucleotides. Its product is annotated as phosphotransferase enzyme family protein. The transcript is spliced from 2 exons. The record is from RefSeq and is a predicted model, not a curated record. Lineage: Eukaryota; Fungi; Ascomycota; Sordariomycetes; Glomerellales; Glomerellaceae. The coding region runs from base 1 to 915 and encodes 304 amino acids.